Molecule: messenger RNA, 1845 nt
Organism: Mycotypha africana
Lineage: Eukaryota; Fungi; Mucoromycota; Mucoromycetes; Mucorales; Mycotyphaceae
Product: ribonuclease H-like domain-containing protein
Exons: 4
Coding region: 68-1399 (443 amino acids)
Biological process (GO): nucleobase-containing compound metabolic process
Molecular function (GO): nucleic acid binding; 3'-5' exonuclease activity
Source: RefSeq, a predicted model, not a curated record
UGUUGUCUUUUUUUGUUAAUCGCCCAAAUUUGUUUGAUAAUCCAGCUGUAUAAUAAAACCUUUUCUAAUGAAAAGCUUCGGAGGGAAGAUCGUCAAUAAAUGCCAACAAUUGCAACCAACUUCAGCAUUAACGAGAGCAAUAUUCCCUGCCAAUACCGUCUCUGCCAGUCCUCUUAGCGGAUCCGUUCAAAAUCUCAUAACUAUGAAUUUGGAUCAACAAUCGAGAAACAUGUCUGUUAAAAACACUUCUAUCGAGACAACUACCAUAAUCGAUGUUGCUUCAAGUGCUAAUAAUAAGAAGGAGGGCACUGACGGUAGCCCUAGUACCCAUCAGCGAAAAAAGCCAGUCAAACCGCCUACGCCAGUGUCUUUAACUGAGAACGAGUCUUUAAAACAAAAGGAAAUGAAGCAUUUGGCGCACUUGGAAUUAGAACGAUCACAACGUGAAAAAAAGGAAGAGAAGAAACGUCUCAACGCAGAAAGAAUACGACUGCAAAAGAUUAAGUCAGCCGAAGGAGCAAGAUUUCUAAAGCGAAUUCAAGCUUAUACACAGUUCGAAUAUCCCUCUUACUAUAAAAUCACCUGUAUCAACACUGCAAAAGAUGUUGAGCGCUAUUUAAAGCAUUUGAUGGAGCGCGAGAAAGUGUUUGGCGUUGAUUUAGAAUGGCCACCUAGUUUCAAGAAAGGCGAAAAGGAGAAAAAAACAUCUUUGGUACAAAUAUGCUCUUCCAAGCAUAUCUUGUUGAUUCAGUUAACUAAUAUGAUCAUGAAAGGGGAUGUCAUUUCCGGAAAGGCUGUGGGCUUUCCACCUAUUCUACGACAAUUCUUUCAGGAUAAAAGUAUAUACAAAAGUGGCGUAAAUAUCUACAUGGAUGGCUUGAAACUUUUUCGAGACUUCGGCAUCAAGGCAAAUGGAUUAGUAGAACUCCGAGAUAUGGCAGUACUCACUAAAUCGCCCAAGCUUGAUAUAUGCCAUUUGCGCUCUCUACAGGCACUUACUGGUUUAUUCUUGGAUAAAUAUUUGCCAAAGGGCAGUGUCAGAUUAAGCAAUUGGAGCAACAAACUAAGCACAAGCCAAAUCAAAUAUGCAGCACUGGAUGCUUACGCGUCGUAUAAAUUAUAUCGAGUGUUUGAACAAUCGCUUGAUUCGUCGGCUAAACUUGUUGUUAGAAACAUCGAGGAUGAAGACAUGUCUAAUAAAGUGGGGCCUAGUAAUGCAGCAUCGUCUUCGCUCCCAUCUCCACCUCUUCCUCCUCCUUUAUCUUCAUCAUCAUCAUCAUCCUCUUCUUCACCUUCUUCAGUACCCGCACGCCCGUUUGCGAGGAACAAUAAAUAUGUUGUAAAUAAUAGAAACUCACCAACAGAAACGAUUUCAGUUAUCAAGAAAAAAGUCCAUUGAAAUUGUCGAUUAUUGUAAUAUAUAAUUAACAGUUUUUGAAGAUUAGUUUGCUUUUUUAAUGAAACAGUUCCUAUCAACGAUUGAUAGGCAUUACAAUGUAUAUAUCAUGCUUAAUGUCUAAGGUAGAUUUGUCAACGACAUAGAGGGAUAGAUUGAAAAUGGUAUAAAUUAAAUUUAAGAAUAACUGUGUUGCUCAUUUUCAAAGUGUUUUUUGAAGAAGGAAAACAGUCGAGACACAAUUUUUAUUAGCCUCUAUUCGGUUUCAUUCAUAUAAAUGACAGACAAUUUGGUGCUAUAUUCAUGUAGGUACAUAAUUCUGCCUUCGCUUUUUCCUUCAUUGAAGGCUAAACUUUCGUUUCGGACAGAAUGCGAAGCAAUUUGUCCCAAUAAAUAACCUUAAAACAAAUCAUACUCAGGGCCUAAACUCGUGAAUAUAUGUAUAGCAU